AUGAUACCAUAUAGAAGAGGAGCUUCAAAAAUAAGGCUACCUAGGCUUAACACUGCCUGUCGUACAGCAAUUUCUAAUAGGCACCUAUCCAAUCAACCUCAAGUUCAUUCACAAGUCCAAUCAUCAUCAACUACUAUACCAAUAACCAAUACAAGUCAAAUUAAAAAUGGUAGAACUCAAUAUAGACCAAGAGAGCUAAACUCGAAAUUGAAAGAUAUAAGCCAACAAAUUAAAACAACCUUACAAUCAGAUAAUCUACAGGAGUCAAAGGAAAUUUUUGAAGAAGGUAUUUCAUUUUUAAGAGAAGUUCAAAAAGAUGAAAGAAUAAGUGAUCGUGAUUUAUAUUUUUCAUUUGUUCCAUUAGCUUCAGAAUUAUUAUACAAAUUGAAACAAGAUAAAGACAAUUAUAAUGUACAUAACUUACAAAAUUUAAUUGAUUUAUUUAUCAAAUAUCGUAUCGCCCAUCAAAGUCAUUUCACAGAGUUGGCGGUUCAAUUAUUGCAAAGUGAGGAAGAAGAAAAUAAAUUUCAAAAAUUAAUUCAAUUAUGGGUACAAUUCAUAGAAUUUGAUAAAUUACAUGGUAUUCCAUAUUUUCAACUUCCAAAUACUCCAGGUCAAUAUAAAUUCAAAGCAUUUCAUUUACCAAAUAUAGUAUUUUAUAAUUAUGUACUUUCUUGUUCAUCUUCAAAUAUAGCUUAUUCAGACAAUGAUGCAGUGAAAUUUACAAUCAAUGGUAAAAUACCACUUUAUAGAGAUGUGAUGCAUACUUUGAAGGAUUUAAAUUUAUAUCAGACUGACCAAUAUUCAAAAUUCACGUCCAUUCUUGAAAAUGACAGGAAAAACAAAAUUGAUCCAAACAGUAAAGAGAUGAUACAACGUAUUUUCAGAGCUGUAGAUAAAAAACAAUUGGAUAAUAUAUACUUGGAAGUAGCAGAAGUUUGUUCAAGUCGUGAUUUAAAAGUUGAAGAAAAAAUAUUAGUUCAAUUGAUGGAUAAAUAUUUAUAUUUUGAUGAAUAUGAUCAAGUCUUUGGAAUGUUUCAAAAUAUUAUAAGUAGUGGUUUACUGCCUUCUAUUGAUGCAUGGAAUUUAGUUUUGAGAGCUAUGAUUAACCCGAACAGGUUCAACAGUGCCUCUCCUAAACAGAGAGAAGAACUCAUGUCUAAAUUUGAAAGAACUUUGAAAACUAUUACAUCCAGUGGAUUGAGUUAUAAUUCAGGUACAUUGAGUUCCAUAAUCACAGCAUAUGCUACUGCUGAUAAAUUUGAUAUUGCGGAAGAUUAUGCAAAAAAAUAUAGUGCGUUGGGUAUAAAUAAUGUUGCAAAAGAUGGUAUAUUAAGAGGAUUAAUUUUCAACAACAAGAUCGAUGAGGCAGAGGCAAAGAUGAAAGAGUACAUUACUGACGGUAGUGAAUAUAAACCAAGUAGUGGUACAAUGAAUGAUUUCUUAUCUUACUAUUCAAAGAGAAAGAAUUACAAAGCAAUGUUUGGUAUAAAUGAAUUUAUGCAACAAAACAAUAUUGAAGAAAAUGUUGCAUCAAUAACUACAAUGAUUAAUGCUUACUUCAAAUAUCUCAUAGAAAUUGGUAAAACCCCAAAUUUAGUGGAUUUACUUAAUACAUUAAAAGGAGCAAAGCAUUUAAAUGAACAUUCUUAUGCUUCAGUGUUAAAUGGAUUGAUUCAAUCUACCAAUAUUGAAGCAGCAAGACAAUUAUACAAUGUUAUUAGAAAAAAAUAUCCUAGAUCAGCAUGGAUUCAAAGUAACAUGUUGGCUGGAGAAUUAUCAUUUGGUGAUAUUUCAAUUGGUGAAAAAAUUUUUGAUCAUUAUAUAAAAAAUAUUCGAAAUGAUGUUCAAAUUUGGAAUACCGUUAUAAAAAAUCUUUUAAAUCGUGAUGAAAAUUUAGCUUUUAAAUAUUAUUUAGAAUUGAAAAAUUCAACUCAAUCAAAACCAAAUCAUUAUACUUAUUACUUUUUAUUAAAUCAUUUUUUGAAUAAGAAAAACAAAGAUGCUAUACAAGGUAUUUUAAAAGAUUUAUCAUUAAAUCCGUUAAAUAAUUAUGGUAAUGAAUUACCAAGAUUAUUAAACAGAAUCAAUAGUAGGAUUGUGGAAGUUCCUUCAUCAAUUUUACAACAACUUAAAUAA
Lodderomyces pseudojiufengensis is the source of this 2139-nucleotide messenger RNA. RefSeq lists its product as uncharacterized. The transcript has a single exon. The record is from RefSeq and is a predicted model, not a curated record. Lineage: Eukaryota; Fungi; Ascomycota; Pichiomycetes; Serinales; Debaryomycetaceae. Gene Ontology annotation, molecular function: protein binding. The coding region runs from base 1 to 2139 and encodes 712 amino acids.